AGUUACCUGCACGGUAGCUAAGGGCUGGACUCUAACCAGAUAACACAGCCAUCGGUGCUUGUCAAGAAAGAAACAAGAUCAUUUAGAAAGGAAAGAUAAUUUCUCCCUUGAGUCACAACGGGACAGGAACAGAAAAGUGUUGCUGUGGUAUCUGCCUCUAAGUGCAGCCAAGUGGCUGUCAAAUGAGCCACCUCGGUCGGUGCUGGUGAAAGCCCUUGCUGACCACUCUGGGCACAGCAGAAGAGGGCGCAGCACAAAAGCUAUGCUGCUCCAACAAAACUGAAUAUGCUUUCAAUAUCUGAGCAAUUUUGAAAGGAUUGAUUUAAGUGGACAGGAUGACUGGCUGGCUGAUCUCUCUGAUGAGUGCUGAAAUACUACUUUUGGCAGUGUCUUCCCUGCGUUUCCACAUUGAGCCUGAAGAAGGUAGUCUUGCUGGGGGAACGUGGAUCACAGUCCUUUUUGAUGGUUUGCACUUAGAGCUCCUUUAUCCUACCGAUGGCUCUCAGCUGGAGAUACACCUGGUGAACGUGGUUGUGCCUGGCCUGCCGAGCAUCCCUUGUGACGUCUCUCCUGUCUUCUUGGAUUUGCCACUGGUGAUGUGCAGGACCAGAUCCCUGCUGUCUGAAGCACAUGAGGGGCUGUACUACCUGGAAGUGCACUCUGGGGGACAGGUGGUAGGCAGCCCAAGUCCAGGACCGUGGGACCGCUGUACUUUCCAGUUUUCUAGGGGGCAGACACCCAUUGUUUACCACGUUAUACCACCGAGUGGAGUGCCAGGAGAACUAAUACAUGUGUAUGGUUGGAUUAUCACUGGAAGACCAGAAACCUUUGAUUGCGAUGCGGAGUACAUUGAUAGUCCAUUGAUCUUGGAAGCUCAAGGAGACAACUGGGUCACAGCCUGCUCUCUUGUAAACAGGCAGACAGGAAGCUGCUAUCCUCUUCAGGAAGACCAUGGUUUUGGGACCCUGCAGUGCCGUGUGGAAGGCAACUACAUUGGCUCCCAGAAUGUUAGUUUCUCAGUAUUUAACAAAGGAAAGUCCAUGGUACACAAGAAUGCAUGGCUGGUCAGUGCUAAACAGGAGCUUUUCCUGUACCAGACAUAUUCAGAAAUACUAUCUGUGUUUCCAGAAUCUGGGAGCCUUGGGGGAAAAACAGACAUUAUAAUUACGGGAGACUUCUUUGACAAUCCUGCCCGGGUUACCAUUGCAGGCAUUCCGUGUGAUAUUAGACAUGUGUCUCCCAGGAAGAUUGAGUGCACCACUAGGGCUCCAGGAAAAGGUGCAAGACUCACUGCUCCUCAGGCAGGCAAUCGAGGGCUGCUUUUUGAAGUUGGAGAUGCUGCUGAGGGCUUGGAUCUGACUGCAGCCACUUCUGGGUACUGGUGGCAGAUUGUCCCUAAUGCCAGUUCUCCAUUUGGAUUUUGGUCAAAAGAAGGGCAACCCUUCAGAGCACGGCUCAGUGGAUUCUUUGUGGCUCCAGAGACCAAUAAUUACACUUUCUGGGUCCAGGCUGAUGAUCAAGCUUCCCUGUACCUCAGUCAGUCAGAGGACCCAAGGACCAAGGUGAAAGUGGCCUCCAUCAGCGUGGGCACUGCUGACUGGUUUGAUGCCUGGGAGCAUCAUGGGAAUGAAGGGACCUGGCAGCGGAAGACUCCCAAAUUAGAGCUGGUUGGUGGUACCAGGUACUACCUGGAAGCAGAGCAUUAUGGGAGGGUCCCCAGCAGGGGAAUGAGAAUUGGUGUCCAGAUCCACAACACCUGGCUGAGCCCCGCUGUGGUCAGCACUUACCUCCGGGAGAAGCAUCAGAUCCGAAUCCAUGCCCAGAGACUUCCGGAAAUCCAGAUGCUGACUCUGUCUGGCAGAAGGAACUUCUUCCUUACGUGGGACAAUGUCUCUAGCCAGCCAGUCCCUGCAAAUGCCACAGCCCAUCAGAUUCAAGUAGCUAUUGAGAAGUUACUUGCAGUCAAAUGCCAACUGGAACCCCUUUCGGCCAACAUCCUACUCUGGCUUGGAUUUGAACAAGGUCCAGAAGGUUCCAGCUUUGAGGGGGACCUCACCAGUGCGACAGAGCCCUACUGUGGGAGAUUCAGCCUCCACCAGCCUCGACACCUUGUCCUAACACCCCCGGCUGCCCAGAAGGGCUACUGGCUAGAUCGGUACACACACUUGUGCAUUGCAUACAGAGGCCACACGACUAACAUCCUGAAGGUGACUGUGGUUUUCACAACUGACUUUCAAAACUUUGUUAAGAAGAACGCCACCUGUGACUGGAGUCUCGUAGGGACCAGUCCCAACAGCUGGCAGUUCACUUGCAUUGACCUCUGGGAGUCUUGUGUGCAUCACCCUGAGUAUUCCCAGCUGCCUCUGGCAAACUCCUCUGUGUUGGUUCAUCAGAUUGACCUCUUCCCUCUGUCUCAGGAGACGAGUGGGUUCUAUGUGGAUGAAAUUAUUAUUGCGGACACAAACGUAACAGUUUCCCAGGCAGAUUCUGGAACAGCUUGCCCAGGUGGGAAUCUGGUGGAGUCGCUCUCUGUGGUGGGAUCCCCUCCGGUCUACAACGUAAGCUUUUGGUUGGCAGGUUGUGGCCAGGAGCUCCCACUCAUCACUGCAAGCUCUCUGCCCACUGAAGGUGAAGAAGAAGAGCCCAGGCUGGUCCAGGUGACAACACAGAGAAUACAGAGGGCAAGUCCACCUUUAGGAGGAUACUUCCGCAUCCAACUCCCUACUACAGUGAUUCCUGAUGUUCCUGUGAGUAUUUCAGCUAGUCACCUGCGCAAGCUCUUACAGAACAAUGCCGAUAACUUUACAUCUAGGUACCUCAACGUCAGUGACUUCACUGUAAUGCAGGAUCUGAAGUCUUGCUAUGAACGUGUGUGGACCCUCUCCUGGUCCAACCAGGUUGGAGAUUUGCCCAAUUUCAUCAGGGUCUCUGAUGAGAAUCUAACUGGAGUGAACCCUGAGGCAACCAUGCGUGUGGUCUAUGAUGGUGGAGUUUUUCUUGGACCCAUAUUUGGAGACAUGUUGGUUACUGCCAACCAGUGCACUCAGGUGGUUGUGCAUGUGAAUGACAUACCAGCCCAUUGCUCAGGUUCCUGUUCUUUCCAGUACCUUGAAGGGUCAACUCCCCAGGUCCACUCUGUGUGGUAUUCCCUUGAUGGUGACAAGGACCUACUAGUUUAUAUUUUUGGAACUAGUUUCUCUAUUGACCCUCAGGCCUUGGAUGUUACAGUGAACAAAACGAAUUGCAAAGUUAUUUUCUCAAACCAAACGAAUGUGGUCUGUCAGACACAGCAGCUACCUGUUGGAAUGCAUCCAAUCUCCAUGUUGGUGAGACCUUCUGGUCGUGCCAUAAAUGCUAGUGGUGAAGGCCUCUUCCUACACGUGGAACCAAGAUUGGAUGCUGUGGAACCUUCUAGAGCUGCAGAAAUUGGGCUCUUCAUUCCAUCUGGAAAUGCUGUUUUUAUUACAGGAGGGCUCUGGGCCACUGUCCAAGGCUCUGGUUUGGAAGAUGUUAGCCUGGUGUUAUUUGGAUCUCAGUCUUGUGCCAUCAAUAUCACCACAAACAAUUCAAGAAGAAUUCAAUGCAAAGUUCCACCCAGAGGGAAAGAUGGACCCAUUGUGAAUGUGACUGUGAUCAGAGGGGACCAUUCUGCUGUUCUUCCCAUGGCAUUUACAUACGUCUCCUCUUUAAAUCCAGUGAUCAUUUCUCUGAGCAGAAACACAAGCAGUACAGCAGGAGGUGAGACCCUCUUCAUUGGAAUGGCACUUCUGGUGAACUACACAGAUCUGGAUGUGGAAGUUUGCAUCCAGGACACCAUGGCUCUGGUUCAUGUACAAAUGGCUCGGGGUCUGGAGGUGGUGCUGCCCCCGCUGCCUGUCAGUCUCCACAGAAUCUCAGUCUCCAUCAAUGGGGUCAGCAUUCGCUCACAAGGGGUUGAUCUUCACAUCCGGUACAAUACAGAAGUUUUCAGCAUGGAGCCUUGCUGUGGUUCUCUUCUGGGUGGAACCAUCCUCAGCAUCUCGGGAAUAGGGUUCAGCAGGGACCCAGCUUUGGUUUGGGUGCUUGUGGGUAAUCGGUCCUGUGACAUCGUGAACUCUACAGAGUCGAUCAUCUGGUGUGAGACCCCACCCGCUGCCCUGCUGCCUGAUGCAGGUGUUCCUGCCCUGCCAGCCCCCGUGGAGGUCUGGGCUGGCAAUGUGUCCUUUGCCCAAGGACGUUCACCAAGCCUGGUGGGGAAGGGCUUUACCUUCAUGUAUGAAGCAGGAGCAACACCAGUGGUCACUGCCAUGAGAGGAGAAAUCACGAACAGCAGCCUGAGGCUCUAUGUGGAGGGAAAUAACCUGUCCAACUCAGUGAUCCUUCUGGGGGUCUUGAACUGUGAUCUUGAGACACAGUUUUUAAGGAACAACAUGAGCUUGUCUGGGUGCUCUUUUCCUCUUCACCAUUUGGAGGCCGGCAUCUAUCCUUUCCAAGUUCGUCAAAAGCAGAUGGGAUUUGCUAACAUGUCUGCAGUGCCCCAGCAAUUUGUGAUGACACCUCGGAUAACAGCUAUCUGGCCAACACAUGGGUCUGCUUGUGGCGGGACAAUACUCACAGUGAGGGGACUAGCUCUCAAGUCUAGGAAUAGGUCAGUUCAUGUUGACCUUUCAGGGCCUUUUACUUGUGUGAUUUUGAGCUUGUGGGACCAGACAAUCCUGUGCCAGAUUAACAGAGUGGGCGACCCCUUGCCUGAUGCUUCCUUCACCCUGAACAUCACAGUCCUGGUCAAUGGGCUACCCAGUGAGUGUCAGGGCAAUUGCACUUUUUUCUUUCAGGAAGAGACAACUCCCUUUGUGGAUGCCUUGACCACUAACAUCAGUGGGUCUCUGACCAUGGUGCUGAUUAUGGGUCAGAAGUUGGGCAUCACAGCAGAUGAACCAAUGGUGUUUGUGGAUAAUCACCUUCCUUGCGUUGUUACUUUCUUUAAUGCAAGCCAUGUUUCAUGCUGGAUAAGUGACUUGACCCCAGGACUCCACUAUGUAUCCGUUGUUCAUACAAGAAAUGGAUAUGCUUGUUUUGGUAAUGUUUCCAGACACUUCUACAUUUUGCCUCAAGUGUUUCAUUAUUUCCCUAAGAAUUUCAGCAUACAUGGUGGAAGCCUCUUGACCAUGAAGGGCACAGCUCUGAGAGGAGAGAACAGCACUCUAGUCUACAUUGGCCAGCAGGCCUGCCUGACAGUGAGCAUCAGCACCAAGCUCAUCCAGUGUGUUGUUCCUGCGGGAAAUGGCUCUGUUGCCCUGGUCAUAGAGGUAGAUGGACUUUCAUACCAGAUGGGAGUCAUUGGUUACAGCAAUGCCUUCACCCCAGAAUUGCUCUCUAUGUCUCAGGCUGAUGACAUCUUAACCUUUGUGGUGGCCCAGAUCUCAGGAGCAGCAAAUGUUGACAUUUUUAUUGGGAUGUCACCCUGUGUGGGUGUCUCUGGCAACCGCACAGUUCUCCAGUGUGUGGUCACAUCCCUUCCUGCUGGGAAGUACCCAGUCAGAGGUUACGACCGCUCAAGAGGGUGGGCCUCAUCUGUCCUGGUGUUCACAUCUACAGUCACUAUUUUGGCAGUAACUGAGAACUUUGGCUGCCUGGGUGGAAGCCUUGUGCAUGUGUUUGGAGCAGGAUUUUCUCCAGGGAACAUCUCAGCUGCUGUGUGUGGUGCUCCCUGCCAAGUCUUGGCUAAUGCUACAGUGUCAGCCUUUAGCUGCUUGGUUCUGCCCCUGGAUGUGUCCUUGGCUUUCCUGUGUGGCCUGAAGCACGAGGAAGAGAGCUGUGAAGCCUCUAGCUGCACCUAUGUGCAGUGUGAUUUGACUGUCACCGUGGGGACAGAGAGACUGCCCCAAUCAUGGCCUUACCUGUACGUUUGUGAAGAAGGUCCCCAAUGCCUCUUGGCACCAGAUCAUUGGACAGAGUCAACGUUUCCAUGGUUCUCAGGCCUCUUCAUCAGCCCUAAAGUGGAAAGAGAUGAAGUUCUCAUCUAUAAUAGCUCCUGUAACAUUACCAUGGAAACUGAGGCAAAGAUGGAGUGUGAGACGCCUAAUCAGCCAAUUACCGCCAAGAUUACUGAGAUACGGAAAAGCCGGGGCCAGAACACUCAGGGCAACUUUUCCUUUCAGUUCUGCCUGAGAUGGUCAAGGGCUUACAGUUGGUUUCCUGAGAGAGUGCCACAAGAUGGCGACAAUGUCACAGUGGAGAAUGGCCAAUUGCUACUGCUUGACACCAACACAAGCAUCCUCAGCUUCCUGCACGUUAAAGGAGGCAAGCUGAUUUUCAUGGAUCCAGGACCCAUUGAGCUCAGGGUACACUCCAUCCUCAUUUCUGAUGGUGGGGAGCUCCGGAUUGGAUCCAAGGACAAGCCCUUCCAAGGCAAAGCUGAGAUCAAACUCUACGGGAGUUCUCACUCUACCCCUUUCUUUCCAUAUGGUGUCAAGUUCCUGGCUGUGAGGAGUGGAACACUUUCCCUGCAUGGUUCACUACCAGAAGUAACUGUCACCCAUCUUCGAGCAGCUGCCUAUGCCAGUGACAAAGUGUUGGCUCUGGAAGAUGCUGUGGACUGGCACUCUGGGGAUGAAGUUGUUAUCAUCAGUGGAAUAGGUGUCAAAGGUGCAAAACCCAUUGAAGAGAUGGUCAUUGUGGACACUGUGCACACUACAGACCUCUAUCUGAGAUCACCGUUGAGAUAUUCUCACAACUUCACAGAGAGUUGGGUGGCUGGAGGACGCCAUAUUUUAAAGGUCACAGUGGCGCUGCUCAGCAGGAGUGUUACCAUACGAGGAAAUCUCACUACUGAGAGGAUGAAGCACCUUGCUUCAUGCCAGGAGGCCAGUGGUUCAGAAGGUAAUUUACAAGACUGUUUAUAUUCCAAGAGUGAGAAGAUGCUGGGAUCCAGGGAUCUGGGGGCCAGAGUCAUUGUUCAGUCUUUCCCAGAGGAGCCCAGUCGGGUCCAGUUGAAGGGAGUGCAGUUCCGGGAUUUGGGGCAAGCCUUCCAACGGCAACUGAGCUCACUGACUCUGGUGGGAGCUCUGAGAGAUUCCUAUAUCCAGGGCUGCACAGUGUGGAGCUCUUUCAGUAGAGGCCUCAGCAUGUCAAGGACCUUGGGCCUGAAGGUGGACAGUAAUACAUUCUACAAUAUUUUAGGCCAUGCCCUGCUUGUGGGUACAGACAUGGACAGAAGAUAUACCUCUUGGGAGGCUACUUCUGAAAGAAAAAUUGCCUGGCCAGUACAGGGAAAUAUAAUAAGAAACAAUGUGAUCAUCAGUGUUUCUGGCACCGAAGGACUCUCCAGUCCUGAAAUGUUGACGCCAUCUGGUAUCUAUAUUCGCAAUCCCACCAACGUUGUCGAGGGAAACAGGGUGUAUGUUGCUGGUUUGGGCUACUUUUUUCAUCUUGUGACCAGCCAGGCAUCACAAUCUCCACUUCUCUCCUUCAGUCAGAAUAUUGCACAUUCUUGUACAAGGUGUGGCCUCUUUGUAUACCCUCAAUUUCAGCCACCUUGGGAUAAUGGCAAGGGCCUCACCGUGUUCCAAAACUUCACGGUUUGGGGAAGUGCAGGUGGUGCCCAGAUUUUUAGAAGUAGCAAUCUUCACCUGAAAAACUUCCAAGUUUAUUCAUGCAGAGAUUUUGGAAUUGACAUCUUGGAAAGUGAUGCAAAUACUUCAGUUACUGACAGCUUAUUACUUGGUCAUUUUGCCCACAAGGAAAGCCAGUGUAUGUCAGCUGGGAUCAAAACUCCCAAGAGAUGGGAACUGAUAAUAUCUAACACAACCUUUGUUAAUUUUGAUCUCACUGACUGUGUGUCCAUCAGGACCUGUUCUGGCUGUUCCCAAGGACAAGGUGGAUUUCCUGUGAAGACCGACCAGUUGAAAUUUAUAAACUCUCCAAAUUUAGUAGCAUUUCCAUUUCCUUAUUCAGCAAUUUUGGAAGACAUGGAUGGGUCUCUGUCUGGGAGAAAUAGAAGUCAUAUUCUUGCUUCUAUGGAAACCCUUCCAGCUUCUUGUUUGGUCAACGCAAGCUUCAGUCAGAUUGUUCAUGGCAGUGUCUGUGGGGAAGAUGUUCACUUUCAUCGUAUGUCUAUUGGUUUAGCUAAUGCUCCAGAUGUUCCUUAUGAUUUAAUCAUGACUGACAGCAGAAAUAAGACAACCAUAGUCAAUUAUGUACAUGACACAUUGUCUAACCCUUAUGGCUGGAUGGCUCUGCUCUUGGAUCAAGAGACUUACUCAGUGCAGUUUGAGAACCCUUGGAUCAACAGAUCUCUGCAGUACUCAGCAACGUUUGACAACUUUGAGCCUGGGAAUUACCUCCUGCUCGUGCACACAGUCUCGUGGCCUUACCCUGACAUCCUCAUAAGGUGUGGGAGUCGGGUAGGGCAGUCCCUUCCAUCUCUGCCAUCACCUGGUCAGGACCAAGGUUGUGACUGGUUCUUCAAUACCCAGUUGAGGCAACUCACCUAUCUGGUUUCAGGUGAAGGCCAAGUCCAAGUGACUCUCCAGGUGAAGGAAGGUGUGCCCCCUACUAUUUCAGCUUCUACCUCUGCACCUAAGUCAGCUUUAAAAUGGUCCUUUCCUGAAGCAUGGAUAGGCCUUGAAGAAGGCUGGGGAGGACACAACCAUACCAUUCCAGGUCCUGGGGAUGACGUCCUGAUUUUACCCAACAGGACUGUCCUUGUGGAUAUGAAUCUUCCAUUCCUCAAAGGCCUCUAUGUGAUGGGGACUUUAGAAUUCCCUGUGGACAGAAGCAAUGUUCUGAGUGUGGCAUGCAUGGUCAUUGUAGGCGGGGAGCUGAAAGUUGGUACUUUGGAAAAUCCCUUAGGAAAAGAGCAAAAGCUUCUGAUUCUCCUUAGGGCCUCAGAAGGAGUUUUCUGUGACCGUUUCAACGGAAUUCAUGUUGAUCCAGGAACAAUUGGGGUAUAUGGGAAAGUCCAACUUCAUGGUGCUUGUCCUAAGAAAUCCUGGACCCGUCUUGCAGCUGACAUCGCCCCAGGCAACGAGAGAAUUAUAGUUGAGGACACAGUGGAUUGGCAACCCCAUGACAAAAUCAUCCUUAGCUCCUCUUCUUAUGAGCCUCACGAAGCAGAAGUCCUCACUGUGAAAGAAGUCAAGGCUCACCAUAUUAGGAUCUAUGAACGGCUCAAACACCGACACAUUGGAAGCGUCCAUGUCAUGGAGGAUGGCCGAUACAUUCGUUUGGCUGCAGAGGUUGGACUUUUGACCCGAAAUAUACAAAUCCAGCCUGAUUCAUCAUGCAGGGCGAGACUACUUGUGGGGUCCUUUAGAAAGUCCAACAGUGAAGAAUUUUCAGGUGUUCUUCAACUUUCAAAUGUGGAAAUUCAGAACUUUGGGUCGCCAUUGUAUUCAUCCAUUGAACUUACUAAUGCAUCAGAAGGAUCCUGGAUAAUUUCUUCUACUCUGCACCAAAGCUGUGGUGGGGGCAUUCGUGCUGCAGCCAGCCAUGGGAUCGUUCUAAAUGACAAUGUAGUGUUUGGCACAGUUGGCCAUGGCAUGGAUUUGGAGGGUCAGAACUUCUCUCUCUCUAAUAACCUAUUGGUUCUGAUGACACAGUCAUCAUGGUCCACUGUUUGGGUGGCAGGAAUCAAAGUGAACCAGGCAAAGAACAUCAACCUCUUUGGCAAUGUCGUGGCAGGAUCAGAAAGACUGGGCUUUCAUAUCCGAGGGUACAGGUGUUCCUCUCCUGAAGCUCGUUGGUCUGACAACGUGGCCCACUCAAGCCUCCAUGGCCUUCAUCUCUAUAAGGAAAAUGGACUAGACAACUGUACCGGUAUUUCUGGCUUCUUAGCUUUUAAGAACUUUGACUACGGUGCCAUGCUACAUGUGGAAAACAGUGUGGAGAUAGAGAACAUCACUCUGGUAGAUAAUGCUAUUGGUCUUUUGGCAACAGUAUACAUGUCUUAUGCUCCUCAGAGGCACAUUGAAAAUUUACAGAUUGUACUUAGGAAUUCAGUCAUUGUGGCCACUAGCUCUUCUUUUGAUUGCAUUCAGGACAGAGUCAAACCUCGCGCUGCCAAUGUGACUUCAACAGAUCGAGCUCCUUCCAAUCCAAGAGGAGGUCGAGUUGGGAUUUUAUGGCCUGUAUUCACCUCAGAACCAAAUCAGUGGCCUCAGGAGCCCUGGCACAGAGUCAGGAAUGACCAUUCAAUUUCAGGAAUUAUGAAAAUUCAAGAUGUCACCUUUUCUAGUUUUGUGAAGAGUUGCUAUAAUGAUGACCUAGAUGUCUGCAUCCUGCCCAAUGUAGAGAACACUGGAAUCGUGCAUCCUAUUACAGCAGAGAGGACCAGAAUGCUAAAUAUCAAAGAUAAUAACAAGUUCUACUUUCCUCCUUUGCAGACCAGGAAAAGUUUAGGAAUACUGGUCUGCCCUGAAUCAGAUUGUGAAGAUCCAAGAAAAUAUCUCUUUAAGGAUCUGGAUGGGAGAGCCCUAGGUCUGCCACCACCAGUUUCUGUAUUCCCUAAAACGGAAGCAGAAUGGACUGGAUCCUUCUUCAACACAGGUACAUUUAGAGAAGAACAGAAAUGCACAUACCAACCCUUCAUACAAGGCUACAUCUGCAAACAAACUGACCAGGUGAUCUUAAUUCUUGACAAUGCUGAUGCCACUUGGACAAUGCAGAAGUUAUAUCCAGUUGUAUCUGUUACUAAUGGUUUUGUUGACACCUUUAGUAGUGUAAAUGCCAAUACCCCUUGUUCUACUUUAGGGUCUGUAUCUAGUUUCUAUUCCAUUUUACCCAUCAGGGAAAUCACCAAGGUGUGCUUUGUGGAUCAGACUCCCCAAGUUUUGCGUUUUCUUCUGUCGGGGAACAAAAAUACCUCCAAGCUUCUCUUAGCUAUAUUCUACCAUGAACUCCAGAGCCCCCGUGUUUUCAUAGGGAAAAGUUUCAUUCCACCUGUUCUGGUUCAAUCAACUUCCUCAUUGCUGGAUGAGUCUUCUGGUUCCAACUAUUUCAGCAUCUUGGAUAACCUCUUGUAUGUUGUCCUACAAGGACAAGAGCCUAUUGAAAUACGCUCAGGUGUUUCCAUUCAUUUGGCCUUCACUGUGAUAUUUCCAGUCCUAGAAAAAGGCUGGGAAAUCCUCAUCCUUGAAAGACUAACUAACUUCUUGCAAGUUAGCCAAAACCAAAUCAGAUUUAUUCAUGAGAUGCCUGGCAGUGAAGCAACCUUAAAGGCCAUUGCUGACAAUAAAGCAAAGAGAAAGCUCAAUUGCCCAACUGUGACUUGUGCCAGUCAUUACAGAGUUGGUCAACGUAGACCUCUCAUGAUGCAAACGAGCUCAUAUAGGAUCCCGCCACCAACUACUAUGGAAACCAUCUCAAAAGUAGUAGUCGUUGAAAUUGGUGACCUGGCAACAAUAAGGAGCACUGGACUGAUUUCAUCUUUAUCAAGUAAGAAAUUACAGAAUUUGGCUCACCAGAUUAUCACUGCUCAACAAACUGGAGUACUAGAGAAUGUUCUGAAUACAACUAUUGGUGCCUUACUGGUAACUCAGUCAAAGGGAAUCACUGGCUAUGGAAAUACAAGCAGUUUUAAAACUAGGAAUCUGAUAUACAUUCGGCCCCAUGCUCUCUCGGUUCUGGUCCAGCCUUCGGAUGGAGAAGUGGGAAAGGAACUUAGGGUACAACCACAGCUUGUUUUUCUGGAUAAGCAGAAUCAGAGAAUAGAGUCCUUGGGGCCUCCCUCAGAGCCUUGGGCCAUUUCUGUUUCCCUGGAAGGGACAUCAGAUUCAGUGCUGAAAGGGUGUACUCAGGCAGAAAGUCAAGAUGGUUAUGUGAGCUUCUCCAACUUGGCAGUUUUGAUCUCUGGGUCAAAUUGGCACUUUAUUUUUACUGUCACUUCCCCUCCAGGGGCCAAUUUUACAGCUCGAUCAAAGUCAUUCGUUGUCUCACCUGCAACCAUGUCAGAGAAGUCAACCAUCAUCUUGGCUGUUUCCCUGUGCUCAGUGGCCUCAUGGCUGGCUCUAUGCUGUCUGGUGUGCUGUUGGUUUAAGAAAAGCAAAAGCAGAAAAAUAAAAAGUGGAGAUAUUUCUGAAUUCCAGACUAAUGGUCAAAAGAAUCACAUCCACAUCUCAUCCAAACGCCAAGGAUCACAUGUAGAGACUGAAAAGGAAGACGCCAUGAUGGGAGAAGACAAGAAGAUGAAGGUGAUGGUGGACAAACUGAACCAGCUCCCCCACCAGUCACUGAAUGGAGUGUCCAGAAGGAAGGUCGGCCACCGUGCUGUCCAGAAGGAGGUUGGCCGCCAAGAAGAGGCUGUUGCUCCUGCUCUUGGUCUUACCAGCGUCCCAUCCCAGGGGCACACGUGUGCUCCAGGCUCUUUUGCUCAGCAGGUAUACCUGCAGGAGACUGGGAACUGAAGGGAGGCCCAAGAACAGUUGGUCAGAUACCAGCUGGCAGGCCAAGAUCAGCAGUUACUGCUCUGCCCAGACUUCAGACAAGAGAGGCAGCAAUUGCAGGGGCAGAGCCAACUGGGCAAGGAAAGAGGCAGUGUGGGGCUUUCUCAAGAGAAGAAAGACUCUUGUGGUGCUACCCAGGCAUUCUCUCUUCAUUCAGUUCACCCAGAAACUAUUCAGGAACAGCUGUGAUAGGUGCAUGAUAAUUCAUGUUCUUAGGGGCUUUGUUGAGAGUUUAAUUAAGGGCAAAGAUAUAAAAACAAUCUGGGGAAGGGAAUUGUCCAUGGACCAAAGUUAUAUAUAUAUUUUAAGUAGUUCUUUCUGUUAGUAGCUGGGUCAAAUUUACAACAGAAUAAAACUAUUUGGGGAGACCAGAGAUAACCAAGUGCCCAAGCAGAUUAUUAGUGAACUCAUUUUUCAGAGCACUGAUUUUUGGAGAAGAUAAUGUGUACAGCUGCCCAAUGAAGGAGGGAAGACCUUGUGUCAUGGCAGCCUCUCUAGACUGUGUUCUAAGGGUUCUAAUUAAGGCCAGAGUGGAAGGUCAACUCAUACCAAGUUGGGGAAGGAUGCUAAAGGCAAUUUCACCUAAUUCAUACAUUCACAGAGGGCUCAUCAGUGUUCAAACAAAAGGACACUUUAGGCAGCCUGAUUGUGUCCUUGGCUCUGGAUCCAGAAGGAUUUAUGCUCCAAGAGAGUAAUGCAAAGAUAGCUGAGGUGAGAAGAAUUUCCAGAAACAACCUGUUCUCAGCUGUUCCCAAAAUAUAAACCAGGAUUUUCUAAUCUCUGAAAGAUUCAGAGGCCUUCUUAUGUUUUAAUUAGAACAGAGGAAGGAAACAUACUCUUCUAUUGCAGAAUUUUCAAUAAUGAUGCUCUGUAACUAAUCCCAUAGUGGGUACUGGCAGAAAGUCAUCAUCUCCAAGGCAUCAAUGGGAAAAUAUCUUUGUACCAUGAGGAACAUUCUCAGCCUUUUGUCUACUCUUUAGAUGUAUUAUAGAGAUUUCAAGACUUAAAGCUGCUCAGAAAAGAAGAUGACACUGUAUUAGAUUCUGAGGGAGAAACAAUUAGGUAUCAAGAUUGAUGUUCAUCAAGAAACUGGAAUCCAAGUAAUCUGUGUUUAAGAAGGGCAUUGGUGGGAAAUCUGGUCUAUAGAAAGUUACUCUGGAGGCAUAAACUGUCUUUCUGCAGGGUAAGUCCUUUUUGUGUUUUGUUUGGGCACUAAUAGUGUUCAAAAACAUUACAAAGAAAUAACUUGAUGGACUUAGACAGACUAUGCCUCCUCCAGUUUAAUUAGUCCCGGCUAUAACCUUUUUUGUAGCUUCCUGAUCUCUGAGGUUACUCCUAUUUGCAUUCUUUGGUAGAUACAUGGAGUUGUCGGAGAUCUGUAAUAUUUUGUACAAAAACAAUUCAGAAGUUAAGACUUUUGAGAAUUUUAAAAUGAUAUUCUUAGCACUACUGCUUUGGGUUUGUCUACACAUUCUCCCUUUCAUUCCAGUGACUUCUUUUAUCACCACAAAUUCCAGCCCAAAUUUAUUUCCUGAGCUCUAUAACAUAUAGUUAGCUGCCUACUGAGAACUCCCACUAGGUUAUCCCACAGACACUGAGAAGUUAAGAUGGCCUUAAAACAUACUCCUUCUUUUCAUGCCUGCCCUAAUGCAAUACACAGCAUCAUUGCACUCAGACUAGAUAUCUGGAAGUCAACCAGGACUCCUUGUUCUAUCUCAUCCUUCUCAGUCAGCUACCACUGGUUAUUUCUACUCCUUUACCCACCUCCCAACCUUUACUAGCUUCUUACCAAUCAUCCAUGUGCCAAAAGAUUAAUCUUUCUGGAAAGCAAGUGUGAUCCUAUCCCUCCGUUUAGGAAUAACCAUAAUUAAUCUAUCAAAGCUCCCUUAGCCAUGCUUGGAAUCCCUCAGGCCAAAAUGGACUCUUUGGGCCAGAACAGUGGCCAGAAAUAUCCAGAGUAACUAGCAGGGCUCUAGCAUAUGGCAUGGAAUCUUAGAGUCUAGUUAUAAUCCUUUAACCCAUAAUUAAGCUAGUCCUCUUUUUCUCCUCAGAAAACGGGACAAUUAGCUCUUGGUUCAUUUAUGUCUGGAGAUGAGCUAGUUACAUAAAGCACCACUAUUGGCCAAACCUAAACUUAUUCAGACCAUUAACAUGGCUAGUUCAAAAAAUAUUUCCCGGCAGCAACAACCUUACUCUUUACUGAAAUAAAUAAUUGAAAAGUAUCAUGUUCCUCUGUUAUUUCAAAGAAUCUCUUCUUGCUUCCCAUUUCUGAUUUUUUAUAUAUGGUGGCUUCUUUUCCCCCAAGAUAGUGAACAAAUUAAAAUUCUAAAGAGUUCAAAAAUAUUUGCAAAUAUUUCUGGAUAUUAAAACUGAGAGGGAAGGAUAAUGAGAGAUAAGGUAGUUUCCACAAUCUGUGAAGUUUUAGGGAUUGUGUUCAGAGAAGGUACCAGAGACAGAAUUUCAUGUCUCUCAGAGUGACAGGCUGAGCCAGUUUGACCACAAUUGUAUCUUGCAGCAGAUUUGUCCAUAUUGUUGCCCAGUGAGGCUACUGAGAACCAAAAGGCCCAGACCUUUCAAAGAUUAGUUAAUAGCUCCCUUCCAUCUCACAGUCUAAGUCUAAAUGUAUGAAAUUACUAUACAUUGCAAUGUAUGCAAACUGUAUGCAAAAAUGAGUAUGGGGAAAUUGAAUGUAAAUCACAUGCAAAUAUUAUUCAUACAAGCUUCUAUAAAACCGUACAUGUCAAUAACAGUAAAGGAUUUUAAUUAAUUCUGUCAUUUAAAAUUCAUGCAUUUAUUCCAUAUUUUGUUUCCAGGAUUUAUAAUGUAUUCAGUGUCAAUUUUGAAGGAGCUAUAAGCAGAAGGAAUUACUCUACUGAGUGUAGAACACAGCUGAUUUCAACCUAUGUGAUAGCACUCUGAUUAACUGCAGAUAUAUUUGAGAGAUGAAUCACAUUUCCUGAAUGUAAUCUUUUAAAAGGGAUAAAUCACUUUUAUAAAAUUAAAUGAAGUCUAAUUGGUAGAAUAUGGAGAUUUGCGUGUUUACAAAUAUUCUUCUAACAUUUGUUAUAUUUAUACAUGAAAAAAAACCAGGGUUCUCUUUGCUUAGAACAACUCAAGAAGAGACCAUCAAUCUGGUCUCUUUUGAGACAGAAGAUUCAUUUAAUGCAUUUGGAAGACUUUCUAGAAUUUACUGGGUUUUGAAGAAUCAUUUUUCUCUUUUAUUUCAGUAUCAAAAUGAUCAUUAAUUUAUUAUCACCAUAUAUUUUAUUUCAAUAUUAGUAGUUGUAACAAGGGGAAAGAGACUCAAUCUCCUUUUGAAAAAUGUGGGAAAUGGCCACUUGUCUCUACAUUGCAUAGAUGAAGGAACAGUCAUUUCUAAACUCUUGCAAUGGUCCAGGCAAAGUUGGAAAUUUGUUUGGACUGUAUCUGAUUUUAAGAUUUCCUCAACUUUAAUGGCACAUCCGUCCAGUAGAAUAAUGUAGAAAAUUAUUCAAGCUAUACUAUUAGGGUAAAAAAAAACAUAAAAUUGCAAAAUAAUGUGUUUAUUAUGCUUUUACCUCUAGUUUGUUAAUGUAUAGAAAAAUUAUGGAAAGGAAACCAAUAAAUUUUUGAAAAAAAAAAUAGUUACCUUUAGGGAAUGGAGCAGUAAUAUGGGUAGAUUUUCACCUCAAAUUUUUUAUCUUUUGGUAUUUCAAUGUUUUUAUAGGACCCAUUACUACCAAAACAAAUUUUUAAAAAUAUUUUCUGCAACUUAUGAUUGAUUAGAGGCUAGAAAUCUCUUUAAUUUUCAUCCAAGAGUAGAACUUGCUGAUAUAAAAUGCAUUUAGUUCUGGAUGGAGGACUUACAUAUAUAUAGGCGAAGAUAAAGAGGGUAGAGAGUGUAAGAUGAAUGGACCAGAAAGAGAGGCCAGAGAGGAAUGAAAGGAAAAGGUAAAGUCUCCAGCUUGGGAAAGGAAUGUUUCUUGA
Messenger RNA from Prionailurus viverrinus (fishing cat), 16388 nucleotides. It is a transcript of the gene PKHD1, whose product is annotated as PKHD1 ciliary IPT domain containing fibrocystin/polyductin. The record is from RefSeq and is a predicted model, not a curated record. NCBI's taxonomy places the organism in Eukaryota, Metazoa, Chordata, Mammalia, Carnivora, Felidae. The transcript has 68 exons. Bases 336 to 12383 code for a protein of 4015 amino acids.